This is a messenger RNA of Vitrella brassicaformis, 3925 nucleotides long. The record is from the annotation of a GenBank genome assembly. NCBI's taxonomy places the organism in Eukaryota, Vitrellaceae.
GCUGACAUUUGAGGGAAUUAACGAGUGAUCAAUCGCUAAGGCCGUGACUGUCACACACAGAAAGAAAGAACCAACCCAAAUCCCACCACACACAGACGUACGUCAGGUCACGUCAGAUGGUCUGAUCCAUCCCAUCACAAGGCACUCGGUCGUCAUCAGGCAGGACAUUAUUCGAAUGACCUGGCCGACCAACGAACGCAUCGCAACGCACCCCCACACCACACAACGAAGGGCAAGGCAAGCCACACCGCUAACGACGUCCGUCGUCCAUCACAUCAGUCAGUAGUUGACGUUGGCAUUUUUGGGUCCGAUGUAGUCGUACCCCAACUCCAGGUACUUGGCGGGCACUUUCUGGAAGCUGUAGUGCGGCACCGCCCGGUGGUCGGUGUGGAUGAAGAGCCCGUUGAGCCACAGGAGGCCGAAGUGGUUGACGAACUCGAAUUUCUUGGGGUGGUAGUGGUACAGCACCGUCAGCUGAGACUGCAGCACCGACACUAUCGCACCUGCACACACACACAGAGAGAGAGAGAGAGAGUGGGAGUGUGGGCCGGUGGGUGGGUGCUGGAGAGGCAUCUGUGGUGUCUCGCUGACUGACCGAAUUUGAGCCCUUUGUGUUCUUUGUCGUAGCCGUGGAUGGGGUCAGACGGGAUGAUGAAAUUGUCACCCAGCGUCUCGAUCUUGGGCGGCUCGUUCUUCAGAGUCUGCCACCUGCAGUACACACCAUACCAGACACAGUACAGCCACACACAUGCAUCUCCCCCACCCUCAGCUGUCCCGCCCGCUGACCCACCGACCAGUAAGCGCCUGCAAGGAACUUCCUCCAUGUGAAUUUGAGGUAGUCAACACCAUCACCCCAGUCGAAUCGCAUGGCGUCGAGGACCGGCCGCCUCUCCCAGUGCUCCUUGGCGUCGAUGCCGCCCCACCGGAACUCGUCCAGGAUGGGCCCCAAAGGCAUCCCCCGCCACUCGGCCGGGAACCAGGUGUUGUUGUGGUCGAUAACGUAAUCGUUCUUCAUGUCGUUGAAGGAGCGACCGUACAGAUCCUGCAGACAUCCACACAUGUGGAUGGGGGGCAUGUUGUCUCUAUGUCUCUGUCUGACUGACUGACUGACUCACUUCGUAGUAUCUCAUGGCCUCGACUACGUCGUCGAAUGUCCAAGUGAAGUUGCCGUAGAACUCGUCCUGGUAGCCGCCCUCCCAGUCCUGCCGUGUGGGCUGCGGCACCAGCUGACCCGUCUCGUUGAGCUUGGCCACGAUCUUCUCCUUCAGACGCCGACGACGCCGCGGCUUCUUGGUCGGCUCGGGCAACGGCGUCAGCACCUACAAACACACACACACAAGCGGUUGUGUGUUGGCCGGUGUGUGUGUGUGUGUGUGUGUUGUGACUGACCUUUCUGAGGACAGGUUUGGUGAGGCUCUCGAGUAAGUCUUGCAGCUGCGCCUCCUCCUCCUUCAUGAUCCUCUCGGUCUCUGUCAUGCCCGUGUCCUCGACGGCCAUCGCCGCGCCACGCGAGUCCGUCACACCAGUGCCCAGGCCACGGCGCUCGGGGUCGACGAAGUCCAUGAGGCCGGUGUCCUCUGGCGGCGCCGGCACCCCCGCCUCGGACACCUGCCCUUCCUCUGCGAAGUCACCUACACGGACAGUGGGAGAGAGACGUCCAGGCACCCACCCAUUUCUAUGCGCCGGUAGGUACGCACCGGGCAGCAGUGGCGGGGGAGGCGGCAGUGAGGGCUGCUGCUGGCUCCUCUGCGUGAGGACGGCGAGCGCCUGCCUGAACACGGGUCCCCAUCGAGGGUCGUUGUGGUAUCUGUGGACGCGUCGGCCCAGCUUGAGGUUCCACAGGUCGACGUCCCACGGAGGCUCGGACGGGAUCACAAACUUGAUCUUCAGGUCAUCCUUCUUCUCUAUCUCCUGGGCACACAACACACACAGAGGAAAAGGUGGGUGAAUCGGCUGCCUGUGAGGACGGUGGCUCUGUGAUGUGUGUGUGCCUACCUGGUACUGCAGCACGCCCCUGGCGAGUCUCUCCAGCUCCUGGGCGAUCUUCUCGUCCUUCUGGGUGUACAUCAGACCUGAAGCGAAGAAAGGGCCAACAGACACACACACAGCAAACAUCAGCUCAUGUGUGUGUGUGUGUUCUCGUAUAAGUGAGUGGGUGGCGUACCCAGCUUGUCGAGGAAGUCCGUGGCGCCCGGGAUCCGCCUCCUCAGAGUCACCUGGCGCCGCCGGAUGUCGUGAACCUGACAUACAAAACACACACACACACACGGAGGUAGUGGUGGAUGCGGCCUCGCUGGCUCACCUUUUUGCCGAGAGCGUAUCCCUGGAACUGGCUUGGCCAUGGCUUCUCGCGCGGCACGAAGUAGCUGAUGUCGAUGCCCCUGACGGUGCCGUAGAGGUUGAAGAAGUACUCCAGACACAGACAGGUCUUGAUCAGGUCGAUGUAUGUGCCGGGAAUCGCUGACACCUGGGCGGCACGAACUGAACAGACAUAUAGAGAGGUGGUCGAGUGGAUCCAUGUGAGCCUGUGUGCCCACCCAGCUCGUUGAAGGUCAUUUCGUUGAGGUUUUUGGUCUGCUUGGUCUCGCGGACUCGCUCCAACACGUCAGCUGCAACCAAAUAGACGAACACACAGGCAGGCAGGGAGGAGCCAUCCGUGUGCACGCAGCUGCAGCUGUCUGUAUGUGCGUAAGGCAAUCAGCAAGCAUGGCAUACGUGUGAGUAUCUGGUCCUGCAGUUCCGACCACCCCUCAAAGCCCAACGCCUCCAACUCUGCCUGCCACUCAGGGUGACGCUGACACACACACACACACACACACGCCCACAUCGACAAAAGACAGCUCUCUCUCUCUCUCUCUCUCUCGCUCUGUGUGCGUGUGUAUGUGUGUUCGUCGUUCCUUGGCUCAGCUCACUUUGAUGUAGAGUCCCUCUUUCUUGACCUGGCUGUACUUGCGGCCGAGAGCAUAGCCCCAGAAGUAACGCGGCCAAUUGGGGUCUUGGUCAGGGAUGGUGAAUUUGACCAUCAUCUUGACGGUCCCGUAGAGGGUCUUGUACACCUUGAGCAGAUUCAGCAGCGCCUCAAACUCCAGCCGCAGGUCACGCUCGAGGCCGCCAUCCGUCGAAAACACCAACUUGCCCACCCUGCACAACACAACACAACAUUGUUGACACGACACACAGAUGGACACCUGCGUCGAUAUGUGGAUGUCUGUCUGAUGUGGGCGUAUCGUACCUGCCUCCCCUCCUGAGCCUGAAUUCGCCGAUGCCCACCCCUGGUGGCGGCUCCUUGUCCUUCGCAUCGAACAAUGGGCUUGUGUCGUCAAACAGGGGGGCGGCAGAGGGCACCUGGUCCACACCCACCUGACAACCAAACAGCGACAGCCACAAUGAAUGCACCCACCCCACCCGUACAGAUGCCGCUGAGUGGCGUACUUGUUGUGAUGGCGGUGGCUGAUCGUCGCCCCUCCCCUCACUCAAACACACCACACCCAUUGGCCGCCUGUACACCCUCCUCUCGCCCACGUUGGCCCUCAGCGCCCUCCCCAUCCCCCUGUACACGACCGAUGCCCUCCCCACAAAGGCCGCUGACUCCCUCAGCGCCAUCAACAGAGAUAACACAGAGAUCCACAAGGCUGUUUGCCAUCGAAAGCAAUGGCCGAGUGAACAGACGGGAUGAUUCAUCGCCAUGGCAGCAUACGAUGAAUCAUCCGAGUGUGCCUCGGGAUAGGAAGCCUCGUGGCACCUUCCCAGAUCCUCAGUCGUCUUCAUGGCCUAUCGCCGAUGCAUGAGUUCUUCCCGUCUGGAGUCUGGAAGAAUGAGCAGACAAGUCGACAGAUCUCCCAAGCUGUCAGAUCACGCUCACGCAGCAGUGAGAUGCAGAACAGUGGUUGACUGAGGAGGUUUGAAGCUCCUGCGCCUCUGCCUG